Paramecium sonneborni is the source of this 379-nucleotide messenger RNA. The record is from the annotation of a GenBank genome assembly. NCBI's taxonomy places the organism in Eukaryota, Ciliophora, Oligohymenophorea, Peniculida, Parameciidae.
AUGAAAAGCUAGAAAAAUUGCUGGAUAAAUUUGAAGAAUUAAAAUAAUAAAACAAUUUUAAUUAGAAUGUAAAUUAGAAUUUUUUAAAUAAAAGGGGAACCCAGAGAAAAAAAAUGUCAAAUAAUAAAAAGGGAAAUAUUAUAGGGAGUUUUAAUUAAAAAUAAGGAGAUUAGAUUUCAUCUAAGUAUGAUCUUCGUUAUAAAAAAGAUUAUAUUGUUGAAUAUAAACACCUAAAAUAGAUUAUUUGUUCUUGGAGGGUGAAAAAGAAAAAUUAAACUCCAUAACACCUAAUAAUGUGGGUGAGAAUAUUUCAAUUAAAGAAAUGAAAUUAGAUGAAGAUAAAGAAAAAUUAAAACAAUAAGAAGAAAUUAGUGUGUGU